AUGGUUUCCAUACAUGCAUGUGACAGACAGUCAAACCUAAGAAAACCACCCAGGAGUAAUGCUACGCUGAAUCACGCCUUCCCAAGAUGUUCAACUGUGAAGAAGCUGUUUGAUGGGUAUGAUGAUUUAGUCACUGGGUUCAACUUUUUCCUAUCGGCUAAGAAGAAGCCUGUCGUCGCUUCGUCAGAGGCGUACAAUAGCACGGUGGAAUAUCAAACUCCGACUUCAUCGUGGACGACACAAAUCGAGUUUGUAAAAAAGGUUCAAAAGCAUUUCAGAGAUGAUGUUCGGAGAAAUAAAUUGUUUCUUGAUGUUUUGGGUAUGUGGCGAUUUGGGGACAGGGUCAUUGAUCGGCUCGAUCAAGAGGUUGCUGGUGUGUUUAAAGAGCUCCCAAAUAUGUACAUGCAGUUCAAGGGGUUUUAUGGUGAUUUUUCAGAGGAGAAAUUGAAUGAUAGGGAGCGAAUCGACAGGAAUUAA
Molecule: messenger RNA, 477 nt
Organism: Ilex paraguariensis (yerba mate)
Lineage: Eukaryota; Viridiplantae; Streptophyta; Magnoliopsida; Aquifoliales; Aquifoliaceae
Source: the annotation of a GenBank genome assembly